UGAGAGGACAGCACAGGACAGCACAUUCCUUUAGGGAUCUACCAGUCUUUUUACUUGUUUGCUUCUCUUAUCAUUUUUGCAGUGAACAGUGAAUUGAGGUUUAAGCAGGAUCUUGUCUAAGAGCUGAGAACCAUCCAUGCACAUGGAUGUUCUCCGUAGUUGUUUCGGAACCAUCUUUAUAAAUAUUUGCUAAUGGUUAAAAAUUAAACACAUAGCAGAAGUCUGAGACUGGGGAAAAGUUUUAGGGAAAGAAAAUAUUCUAAAUACGGACAGACACUCUUCACCAUGAAAUCAUUAUCAGCUCUCGUGUUUAUUUUGUGCUUACCACUUGGAAUUUUUCAACAAAAGGACAAUACAUAUCUGAUAGAAGAAUGUGUGAACAAUGGCUACACUCAGAAUUCUUGCGAGAAAGUGUUUUGCCAGCCAUGGCAGAGGUGUGUGGAUGGCUCCUGUUUCUGUAAGCUACCUUACCAAUGCCCAAGAAAUGGAACCUUGGUUUGUUCUACAGAGAAGAGGACUUUAAAUUACUGCCAGCUAAAGAGCUUGGAAUGUCAGCGUAAAAAGAGCAGAUUUAUGAACAGAGGAAGAUGCAGCUCUCAAGAGACUUUUCAAGUUUCGUUGAAGCCUGAAAAUGCAACAUCAACAGGAAUUAUCCAAGUGGAAGUGAAUCAAUCCCCAAAGACACCUGUGUGUGGAUUUAAUUGGGGUAUGAAUGAAGCUAAUGUGGCCUGCAGACAUCUUGGUUUUCCAGAAGGGGCUGAUCGUACAGACACUGUUGACCCAAAAGAAGACUCCGAUUCAUUGGAAUGCCUUAAGGCAAGAUGCAGAGGAAUAGAGACCAGCCUAGCAGAAUGUACUUUAACUAGAGUGAAUAAAACUAAGGAGAAAGUGGCAAAAGUGGUGUGCCAUACAACACAUAGAGAAUGUUCCCCAAGAGAAUUCCGUUGUGUCAAUAGAAAAUGCAUCCCUUCCGUUAAGACAUGCAAUGGCGUCAACGACUGUGGAGACUUAAGUGAUGAAGUAUGCUGCAAAGCAUGCAGGGGGAAAAACUUCCACUGUCAUUCAGAUGUGUGUAUUCCAAGAAGAUACGUCUGUGACAAUGAAGUGGACUGUUUAACAGGAGAAGAUGAGACUCGCCAAGAGUGUGAUAAAAAAAGAGCUGAAGGAAAUGAACAUUCGGGAAAUAGAAGAGCUGAACAAAAUGCAAGAGAAGGAACAGAAGAUGCUGAACAGUCUAUGGAUGAAGAAAGAAGAAAGAUCAAAACAUUGUUACCUCAAUUACAGUGCGGCAUUGCAAACCACACGGUUACUCGUCAGAAGCGAAUCGUAGGUGGAUUCACUGCAGGAAAGGAUGAAUUUCCCUGGCAAGUGGCCAUUAAAGAUGUAGGGACAAGAGUGAACUGCGGUGGCGUUUAUAUUGGGGGCUGCUGGGUUUUGACGGCUGCACACUGUGUUAGAGAGAGCCGUGCACAUACUUAUUUGGUAUGGACUGGAAUGCUGAACACAGUAAAACAGGAAGAUAUAAUAGAAGCAUUUCAAGUAGUUAAAGUAAUAGUUCACGAGAAGUACAACACCAAAACAUAUGAAAAUGACAUUGCUUUGCUGGAGAUGAAACCCAGGGACAAGAACCAAUCAACAUGUUACCCGCGUGACUCUGUGCCAGUCUGUGUCCCUUGGUCAAAAUACAUGUUCAAAGGUGGCCACCAGUGCAAAGUGUCCGGCUGGGGACUCAAUGAAGAAUUUUCAACGCAAUUUGGCCUUAAGUGGGGGUACAUUUCUCUAAUGGAAAACUGUUCUGAAAUCUACGGGAACCGGUACUUUGAAGGCAUGGAAUGCGCAGGUACGCAUGAUGGCUCUGUGGAUUCCUGUAAAGGUGACUCAGGAGGACCCUUAGUUUGUUUUGACUCUAAUAAUGUAGGGUAUGUUUGGGGUGUUGUGAGCUGGGGUGAAAAUUGUGGCGAAAAAGGACACCCUGGGGUUUAUACAAAAGUGGCACAUUAUUUCAGUUGGAUUGGCCGUCACACUGGACUGAAUCACAUUUCGCGAUAUAACUUGUGAUUUUGAAUGUAAAUAUCACCUCUUUCUGCCUUGGCAAUAACUAAAGAUAGGCUACAGAACUUGUGGCUCAAUCCAGCCAAAGUGAAGCAUUGUCCUAGUGGUUUCAAUGAGAGAAAUGUACAACACGAUUAAGUUUACUCAGAAGACGCAACUUACUCCCAAGUAAAUAUGUGUGCAGUUGCAGCUUUAAGCCUGCUGAAAACUGUGGCAGGGAUGGGGGAGGAAUCUUUGGCCCUCCAGAUGUUUCAGGCUCCAGUUCCCAUUAGCCCCAGCCAGCAUGGCCAGCAGUCAGGGAUGAUGGGAUCUGUAGUCCAUUAACACGUGGAAGGCCAUUGAUUUCCCAUCUCUCAUCUGUGAAAGUUAAAAGUGUUCCGCUCUGGCUGGAUUAUGCUGCAGAAGAUCAUCAGUUAUGAGUUGUGAAAUUUAGCAUUUAAUAAAUUUUAAAGUAUGUGUGCUUCUGUAAACAGUUACUGCAUUUCUUUUGUAAACAUUGUAUAUUCAAAUAAAAGUGAUGUAUACCACCAAGGAAA
Molecule: messenger RNA, 2588 nt
Organism: Zootoca vivipara (common lizard)
Lineage: Eukaryota; Metazoa; Chordata; Lepidosauria; Squamata; Lacertidae
Product: complement factor I
Biological process (GO): proteolysis
Cellular component (GO): membrane
Molecular function (GO): serine-type endopeptidase activity; protein binding
Source: RefSeq, a predicted model, not a curated record